CAAAUUUCAAUCUCCAUUUUGUAAACUUUAUCCAUGGUUGGCUAAAACGUCAAAAUUGGCAGAAUAAACAAACUUUGUUAAUACGCUACGCUCAACAACAUCUAGCAACAAAACAGGGAAAUGGCACAAAAUAUAAGUCCCGAACACAGUGGCCUCUCAGGAUCUCAGGGUGUUAAACAUAAUGAUGAUUCAGUGCCUAUAAAAGAUAAUCAUGCCGUUAGUAAAAGACUACAGAAGGAAUUGAUGAGUCUUAUGAUGACCACCGAAAAGGGUAUCUCAGCAUUUCCCGACGGCGAAAAUAUAUUCAAAUGGAUCGGUACUAUUGCUGGGCCUGUAAACACUGUGUAUGCUCAACAAAAGUACCGUUUGUCUUUGGAGUUUCCCAAUUCGUACCCAUACGCGCCUCCUGUAGUCAAAUUUCUUACGCCAUGCUUUCAUCCGAACGUAGACCUGCAGGGUGCAAUAUGCUUGGAUAUUUUAAAAGAUAAAUGGUCAGCGUUGUAUGACGUUCGCACCAUUUUAUUGUCCAUUCAAUCGUUAUUGGGUGAGCCCAACAACGACAGUCCAUUGAACGCACAGGCCGCCAUGAUGUGGGCUGACCAAAAAGAGUACAAAAAAUACCUCGAUGCUUUUUACGAGAAACAUCAAGACACAUAAAUUGUAAAGCACGUUUAGAUCGUAUCUCAUCCAUCUCUUUCAUUACUGCUAAUAGAUCCUUACCGUUUAGUAUAAUGUGUGUAUGUGUAAAUCAAUCAUCAAUCUAUAUUUAUUCAAAAUUGUCAAUCAUUACAUUUUAUAUCAUUUCUAUCCGUUUUCAACAUUGUAACAUUUUAGUUUUCUUUAAUAUGAUGGAGGUGAACAUAGUAUUGGAUGUUGAAAGUAAAUUUAUUCUAAAUUGUCCAGUUUGUCAUUGCAUUAAUUAUUUACCUACGUAACAAAAUGAAAAUAAUAAUAUGAAGCAUUAUCAACAAAAUGUAUAAUUUAAGUUUAUGUUAAA
Molecule: messenger RNA, 997 nt
Organism: Musca domestica (house fly)
Lineage: Eukaryota; Metazoa; Arthropoda; Insecta; Diptera; Muscidae
Product: ubiquitin-conjugating enzyme E2 C
Exons: 2
Coding region: 121-657 (178 amino acids)
Source: RefSeq, a predicted model, not a curated record